AUGAUUAACUUAGCACUAAUUAUAGUGAGACUCUUACCAGUCUCUGGAAGGGAUACAGAGAAGUUAUAUGUAGAAGCUAAUAAGAAUUUGUUAACUAGAAAGAAAAAGAACAAUUAUAAACCACUUGUAGAUGAAAUUGAAAAGAUCAUUAAAAGAAGAAUCCGUAAAUAUGGCAAAGGUGAAAGAAUAGAAUAUUUAAUCAGAUACAAAAAUUCAAAUGAAGAUAAUGAUACAUGGCUACCAAAUUUUUAUUUAGAAGACGAAUGUGAAGAUAUGGUUAAUAGUUUUGAAGCCCAUUACAGAGAUGUUGGUCAAUCAAUUCAAGUUUAA
Molecule: messenger RNA, 330 nt
Organism: Dictyostelium purpureum
Lineage: Eukaryota; Evosea; Eumycetozoa; Dictyosteliales; Dictyosteliaceae
Exons: 2
Coding region: 1-330 (109 amino acids)
Source: RefSeq, a predicted model, not a curated record